Messenger RNA from Calidris pugnax (ruff), 2480 nucleotides. RefSeq names its product glucosaminyl (N-acetyl) transferase 1, core 2 (gene GCNT1). NCBI's taxonomy places the organism in Eukaryota, Metazoa, Chordata, Aves, Charadriiformes, Scolopacidae. Gene Ontology annotation, molecular function: beta-1,3-galactosyl-O-glycosyl-glycoprotein beta-1,6-N-acetylglucosaminyltransferase activity. The coding region runs from base 285 to 1556 and encodes 423 amino acids. The transcript is spliced from 3 exons. Gene Ontology annotation, cellular component: membrane. The record is from RefSeq and is a predicted model, not a curated record.
GCCGCCGCGGCACCGCAGGUCUUUCUUGAUGAUAUCUCUGAGCUCAUCUGCAGGACGUUGAAGAGACCGUAUCUCAAUCUCAAAAGGCUUCAGGGACUGCUUUCCUGGUGAGACGAUAAAGCAUGGCUAGCAUCCAGGAAGUGAGUGGAUUUUUCCUUCCAUCUCUCUGACAAAUUCACCAAAUUCCUGAGGAACACAAACUGUUUUUUCUGAAGUUGUUGAAGCUGAUAUGAGCAGAGCGGAGGGCAUUUUUUUUAGCCCUGCAAAGCUACUUGGUAUUUGAAAUGCUGAAGAGGAAAUUACGGUUUUGCCACAACUCGCGCUUCAGGCUUUUCUUGGGUCUAACUCUUAUUUUAGUAAUCAUUUCGGUUUUAAAAGUUAACCAGAAACAACACUUCUUAAAUCGGAGGCAUCUAGAGCUGACAAAAGAAGAUCCUAUUGGCAAUGUUAACUGCACCAAGAUUAUAGAAGGGGAUAUAGAAGAAAUUCAAAAAGUAAAGCUUGCGAUGUUGCUAACGUCAUUUAAGAAACGCCACAGACUAACAACAAAUGAUUAUAUUAACAUGACAGCAGACUGUGCCUCCUUCACCAAGACUAGGAAAUACAUUAUGGAACCUCUCAGCACUGAAGAAGCAGAAUUUCCAAUUGCUUACUCAAUAGUAGUUUAUCACAAAAUUGAGAUGCUUGAUCGACUUCUAAGAUCAAUCUAUGCCCCUCAGAAUUUUUACUGCAUUCAUGUUGACAAAAAGUCUCCAGAAUCCUUUUUUGCUGCUGUGAAGGGAAUAGUCUCAUGUUUUGAUAAUGUCUUUAUUUCCAGCCAGUUAGAGAGUGUUGUAUAUGCUUCAUGGAGCAGGGUGCAGGCAGACAUUAACUGCAUGAAAGAUCUCUACAGAAGAAGUUCAAACUGGAAAUACCUAAUAAACCUCUGUGGCAUGGACUUUCCUAUAAAGACCAACCAGGAAAUAGUAGAGAAAUUAAAAGCCCUCAAAGGUGAAAACAGCUUGGAAACAGAAAAAAUGCCCAUUUAUAAAGAAGUUAGGUGGAAAAAACACCAUGAGAUUAUUGAUGGUAGAAUAAAGAACACAGGCGUAGACAAAGAACCGCCACCUCUCAGUACUCCAAUUUUUUCCGGAAGUGCCUAUUUCGUAGUUAGUAGAAGAUUUGUAGAAUAUGUAUUAGAAAGCAGCAAAAUACUUAAGUUCAUUGAGUGGGCGAAAGAUACAUACAGCCCAGAUGAGUACCUGUGGGCAACAAUUCAGAGAAUCCCUGAAGUCCCGGGUGCAGUUUCUUCUAGUGGCAAGUAUGACGUUUCUGACAUGAAUGCAGUGGCCAGGUUUGUCAAGUGGCAGUACUUUGAAGGUGACGUAUUGAAAGGUGCACCCUACCCACCAUGCAGUGGAGUUCAUGUUCGCUCUGUCUGUGUUUUUGGGGCAGGAGACCUGAACUGGAUCCUACGAAACCACCACUUCUUUGCUAAUAAGUUUGACACUGAUGUUGACCCUUUUGCAGUGAAAUGUUUGGAAGAGCAUUUGCGACACAAAGCUUUGUAUCUGUGAAAGAACUGGAAUACUGCAUGCUCCAUGCUGAUUAUGGGUAUAACAUUUCUCAUCACGUUGGUGUGGUGGUGAAGACACCCACCCCGCCUUGUCCAUGGGCAAGGGGGAGAGAACACAUGUAUCAAGUGGAUAUGGGGAUUUCUUGUCUUGCACACUGGGGCCUGAAAAUUUGGGGACGAAAUUGAAGACAGCAAUUUUUGGAAGGCUAACUAUUUUCAAUAUUUAUUAUCUGAAGGGUGUAGUUAAUUGCAGUAGUUUUGCUAAACUAUUUGUUUUAAGGCUUGGAAAAUGCAUAUUGUUCAUGGUUACUCCUCAUUUUUUUCCCAUGAACAUAACGCUAGCUGGAAGGGAAAGGUGAAACGGGGAGGAAAAAAAGGGAAAAAAGCAGCUGGACUGCACAGACUUCAUACUGAGUACAGAAAGAUCUCAGGAAACUAACAUUAGAAUUGAUCUGAAGACUAUACAAAAGGGAAUGUACCAAAGCCAGCUGUCAUCAUUGAACUUAAAUCUGAUUGCUGUAGUUCUGUAAUGUGUAAUUCUUAAUCCUUCUGAAAAUUUCAUCUUCAGCGUAGAGUAUUAAGGACUUGUGUUUAAAUUUGGUAGUCAAAUCUUGCUUUUGUACUCUUAAACUCCCCUCAUAAUGUGAUAUAAAGUUUAUACACUAGUUUGUAAUUACAUCUUCUCAGGGAAACUUCAGUUUUGUGCCUAAAGAGAGGUAGAUGUGUAACUUUACAGUUUUUAGUGUGUCAGGAGUCUUGCCUUUAUAUCCAAAAUGACUCAAGUUUGUCAAAACUUUCAAAGAACUGCAGUGGUGUCCGUAUGUCACCAGUGGAACUGCUGGUUUCUGCUUUUGGUCAAGCUCAACUUGCAUUCCAGAUUAUUUUAACAUUGAGUAUGCAAAAAUAAAAUUAUUUUUCUAAAUGA